AAAGGAAAAGCUCUGUAUUCCCACCCAGUCCAGGACUGAAACAGUGUAGAACAAGAGCCUCUCUCUCCAGCUACAAAACUCCAGCUCCCAGAAGCAAGGAGAGAACUCUGUCAGGCAAAGGAGACAGCCUCUAGCCAGAGCCUGGGGCAGUGUGUCCCUCUCCACCCUGUGACCCUGCGGACCACAGCUCCAGCCUCUAGAGAGGCGAGCGCAGAGGGAGCUCUGAGCGAGGUGCGUUCGGAGCAGUUGCUGCGGGUGCGACCCUGGCGCGGGUGCCACAGCCACAUGAAGCCUGCUGGGGAGUGGAAGCCAGAGUGCAGCAAAGCGGCUGACACUGAAGCGGACCGCGUCUCGGAGAGGCACUGACUCCCAGAGGGACCCCUUUCCUUGUGCCUGGCAGACAGAUUUCCCUGGGGUCCCUGAUUCUCCUGGAUAUCCACAAUGGUGUUCCUGAAGUUCCUUUGGAUGGGUUUCCUCUGCCACCUGUGCCAGGGCUACUUUGAUGGCCCUCUCUACCCAGAGAUGUCCAAUGGGACUCUGCACCACUACUUCGUGCCCGACGGGGACUACGAGGAAAACGAUGACCCUGAGAAAUGCCAGCUGCUGUUCAGGGUGAGUGACCACCGGCGCUGCUCCCAGGGGGAGGGGAGCCAGGCCAGAAGCUUGCUGAGUCUCACCCUUCGGGAGGAGUUCACCGUGCUAGGGCGCCAGGUGGAGGAUGCUGGGCGCGUCCUGGAGGGCAUCAGCAAGAGCAUCUCCUAUGACCUGGAUGGGGAAGAGAGCUAUGGCAAGUACCUUCGGCGGGAAUCCCACCAGAUCGGGGAUGCCUACUCCAACUCCGACAGGUCGCUCACUGAACUGGAAAUCAAGUUCAAGCAGGGCCAGGAACAGGAUAGCCGGCAGGAGAGCAGGCUGAACGAGGACUUCCUGGGGAUGCUGGUCCACACCAGAUCCCUGCUGAAGGAAACGCUGGACAUUUCCGUGGGUCUCAGGGACAAAUACGAGCUGCUGGCCCUCACCAUCAGGAGCCACGGAACCCGGCUAGGUCGACUGAAAAACGAUUAUCUGAAAGUUUAGAUGGGAGGAUACAAGUGCCAGGCACAGGGAAUCCGAGCUGCCCUGCUGAGGAGGGUGGGGGAUUAGAACGGGCUCUCAUUUUCCUAUGUCUGCUAUUUUUUUAUAUUCAGAUUUGCACUUGGAGGAUAAAUCUGAGGUCAUCUUUAAUAAGAGAGCUUGGAGAAUUGAGUGUAUUUUUGCUCUUUGGUGGGAUUUUCUGUUUGUGUACAUUAUUUAUGUUAUUAUUAUGGAUUUAUCACCUGGAGAGAACAAUUUAAAGCAAUGAAUGACUUCUGCCUUUCCUAGAGGACUUUAUAACCCUGUCGAGAUACCUAUUCCAGCCACAUCAAAAAGCACAGUUUGUGCAGGAGAUACUGAUUAAACUGCCCUGACCUGGAGAUGGUGUUCAAAUUCGCCAAGAGCAGACAGCAGAGUGCAUAGCUCCUUUCCGCCUUCAGCCUCCUGUCUGGGGAUCAGAAAGCUGUCAGAGUUAUAUACAUUGCAGCAGAGGUCCAAGGUGCUGCUCUGCACACCUACUGGCCCUCGGGAUGUGUUUGCUUCUUCUCCUUUUCUCUUUUAUUUAUUAGCCAAGAUCUGCAAGUUUUUUCAACUUUUGUUUCUUGUAAGAAUUUUGGUGAGAAACUGUAGGCAAAUCAUCUGUUACAAGGAGAUUUCCAAAGUGCCUCGGUGGGUCUACAUCAGUUCAAGUGGCCACUUUUCAGAAGUUUAAACUUUGUGAGGACUGAAGUCACAUGGAUAUGCUGAUUCACUAUUUCUCAAAUUGUAUAGCUUUGCUUUAUGGUCAGUUACGCAGUCAAAUGCAAAAAAGUAGAGAGAUUGUUUGAAUACACCCCCAAAUGCCUAUGAAACGGUUGCCAAUGUAAUCAUUCUCACUCGGGGAGUUUUCCUUUUGUUUACUUAUGCAAAGUUGUACUUUAAGGGGGGGGCUCUAACUAAACAGAAUCCCUUAGCUAAGUUUUAUUACUCAGUCAAUAAAUGUGUUUUCAUAUAAUACUGGCUUAUUUUCUAUUUUAUAUCUGCAGUUUUCAUAUUUCAAAGAGUGGGGAUUGCCAAAAGAGAAAAAGUGAGAUUUAAACCAGUUGAAUUAAAGCACAGAAAUUAAAGCAUCAGAACAUAUUUGACAGUUCACCUUUAGAGGAAAGAGAAAAAAACUACCCACGUGGAACUUUUUAAUCACAAGUUUUCCAACAAGCUUUAGUUUUUCUCCAGCAUUCCUCUUACUUUUGAUAGCCUCAACAGGAAAACUUUUUGACAAGGCUCAGACCUUGCAUGCUCUCAUGAUGUACAAAGAGAAUCAGUUUCUGGGUUAUAGUAACUCCAGUGGUAUUUCAUGGUUGUAAAGCUAGGUCUGUACUAUUUAAUUAAUGGCUUUAAAAGGCAAAAAUUCCAUUCUGCGUGUUUUUCACUGAGUAAUCAAUCUUCAACCUCA
This is a messenger RNA of Ochotona princeps (American pika), 2506 nucleotides long. It is a transcript of the gene FIBIN, whose product is annotated as fin bud initiation factor homolog. The record is from RefSeq and is a predicted model, not a curated record. The transcript has a single exon. Bases 442 to 1077 code for a protein of 211 amino acids. NCBI's taxonomy places the organism in Eukaryota, Metazoa, Chordata, Mammalia, Lagomorpha, Ochotonidae.